Messenger RNA from Protopolystoma xenopodis, 489 nucleotides. NCBI's taxonomy places the organism in Eukaryota, Metazoa, Platyhelminthes, Monogenea, Polystomatidea, Polystomatidae. The record is from the annotation of a GenBank genome assembly.
GAAUCUGGUGAACACUUCACGCAAAAGGGAAAAUUCAUAAUUUCGCCUUUGGAGCUACCUGUAAUCAGUUUCCAUUCAGAUUCGUCUAUUGACUUAUAUGCUUCGGUACCAGGCGCUCCCUCCGCAGUUGGCAGUGCGAACCAGUCCUCCAAUGUUUCUCAGCGGAAUUCAGAACCUGGUAACCCUCAUGCUCCUUCCAGUUGCCCUGAAGAAACGACUGUCUCUUCAGAAACUCAUUUGGCUGCGCCCUUAGAUCAACGUGGCCUCUGUAAAUCAGCUUCUGAACCUGGCCUUACCAACUGGGAGGGUCGGCCGUUAAAGCAGCCAAGACUUUCUAAAGAAGCAAUUGGAUUCGAAUCUUUAUCAGAUGGCGAAAUCGUUGAUGAUGAAGAAUAUAGUAAUAUAAAGGAUUUCAUUGAAGACGGAGAUUUGGUUGAUGAUGAGGACAUGGAUAUUGUCGAUGAUGAAAUGAGUAAUCACAUUAUAUAA